This is a messenger RNA of Penicillium brasilianum, 2340 nucleotides long. The record is from the annotation of a GenBank genome assembly. Lineage: Eukaryota; Fungi; Ascomycota; Eurotiomycetes; Eurotiales; Aspergillaceae.
GAUUGUUAUUCAGUUGUUAUCAACGUGAAGAUGAAUGGUCGACGGCGUCAGUCCCGACAGGCGAUUAGUCAUCCCGUCCGAUGCCCCGUGCCUGCAAACACGUCGUUCACGACUUUUGAAGCUCCUCUCCUCGCGCUUGUCUUGCGACUGCGAGAUCAUGAUUUGCAAAAUACUGAGUGAUGACUUCACUAUAUCGAGGCUGGCUAUUCCUUCCGUCAGCUUGUUGAUAAGCUUCCUCGCCUACACCUCCCAGUAUUUCUUUCUCCACUUCGAGUCGGCGCCCCUCCGCCAAGAUGAGGUGUGGAAGAUCAACAUAUUUGCAUUAUGCAUUUGGAUCUGCUAUUUCCGUGCAUGCUUUGUAGACCCUGGCCGUCUUCCUUCGAGCUCAAAAAUUGCUCCUGGCGGGGCUGACAAAGAUACUACGACGGGCCGGUCACGGUGGUGUCGUAGAUGUGAAGCCUACAAACCCCCUCGGGCUCACCAUUGCAAGACAUGCAAGAGAUGCAUUCCGAAGAUGGAUCACCAUUGUCCUUGGACUUCCAAUUGUGUCUCUCAUUUCACUUUUCCCCACUUCAUCCGCUUCCUUUUCUAUGCGGUGGUCGGAAUGGGUUAUCUCGAGACCCUUCUUUGGGAGCGUGGAUCUAUUGUUUGGAAAAGCAGGGAUCUUCCCAGUUAUCUCGGGCCAUCUGUUGGACAGUUGAUCCAUCUCUUCCUCCUCUUUGUGGUGAACAGCUUGACAGUUUUUGCUCUAUUCAUACUCCUCGUGCGAAGCCUUUGGUCUCUUGUCUUUAAUACCACCACUAUUGAGUCGUGGGAGAUUGAAAGACACGAAACUCUUGUUCGCCGCGCUCGGGUCCUGGGCGGCUUUCUAGACGCACCCGGUGGAAAGAGAAUUCCAAUUAGAAAACAGGAAUUUCCUUACGACAUCGGCAUCUGGUCAAAUAUAAGAAAUGGCAUGGGUGGUAGCGCGAACAUUAUCAGCUGGUUUUGGCCAUUGGCAGCCACAUCGGAUCGGAAGACUGGGUGGGAAUUCGAAAUCAACGACUUCGAAGAUCCGGGUGUAUCGUGGCCCCCGCCUGACCCAGAUCGCAUUCCACUUCCAGCUGGCCCCUUGCCGGGAGAUGGCUCUGAGUUACUGAAGACGUACUCUUCGGCUAGGGAGGAAAUAGAAGCAUUUCAACGUCGCCAAGCAGAAGACAUCCGCCGCACGAGACCCUUUUCUGAAAUCCAAAGACGCAAGCGGUUCCAUGAUCGUUAUAGACAGCAGCAGGGUGGCGGGGACAGCGAUGACGAGCGCGGGCCAGGGCCUGUAUAUGGCGACCAGUCGGAUGAAGGCGAGGAGUCUUGGCGAAACGCCGAGGGCGAACGCCUGCGAGAUUUUGGUGUUGACGAGGACGCCGAGUUCUACGAUGAGGAUAAUAUUCCUUUGGGGGUUCUCCUGAGGCAGCGCAACAAGGGCCAAUGACAUCUGUUCCCCUCUCUUCAAUCACUGCCAGAAAUGUACGAGCCCAAUUGUUGCCCGGACACCAUGCUUUCGACCUCCUCGCUAACGGUAAACAAGGCAAAAUACGACGGGGCUUUUUGGGGUUACUAUUUAGCUUUGUAUGCUGAGUUAUCACCUUAACCUCAGCCUAAGAUAUUGUUUAGAACAUCUUGAUAAGCCUCCGUCCGAUGGCUAUGUGAUUACUAGCAAAAUGGCCUUUAUCCAACCUAUCUUACUCGAAACUCCUACUAAUCUACGCUAUGCUCCUAAAGCCCUACCAACAGAUCCUGCGAGCCGCCUUAUAAUUCUUGCAGAUACAGAUAAGGGAGAUGGGACUAGGAAACUACGAUGCCUCUUCACUCAAGGCACCAAGGUCGUUGAAAAGCUCAAUCGGCUUGUGGAUUUUUUUAAGGCACAGAUUAUGACACGUCUAUAAGCCUGGAGCGCCGGCAUGCCAGAGGCAGAAGACAGACAGAUUGAGCCCUUAAGUCUAACGAUGUUUCAAUGUCGACGGAACACGCUGAUCCAUAUACCAGCACAUUCGGAUAUGGUCAUGACAAGUGAGCGUGCACAAUCCUAUGGGACUCCUACCUAGUUCCCUCGAGAUCGGGCCACUCAGGAUUGCAACACCUGAGUGCUUUACCUUUCCUGUAAGCUCAGGGGAAUUUCAACAGCCCUGAGAGCACUCAUCUCAUGUUUUCUGUUUCUCAUGUUGACUUUUCUUCGGAAUCAGAAUAUGCAUCAACUCAUAUCAUUUCCCUGUUUUAUCUCAUUGAUAGAAUGACUAUUGAUAGUUUUAUGAGAAACACCAAUAAAGACCGAGGACCAACUUCAUAAAGUUAGUACCGUGAGGACGA